AUGGCCGCACUCAGCAGUGUCACAAGUUUCCCUAUAAAAACUAAACAAGUUUGUGUAGAUGUCAAUGGGAUCUGUACAGACAUUGUGUGCAGAGAUUUUGAAGAUCGCAUAUUCAUUGUGGUCACCCAACUACAAAAACUUGGAACACUGGUUCAUAUCUCCAAGGAUGUUUUAGUUGCCGAGGAUACCCAGUUGACAUUUACAACAAAGACAUUGCUGGGCAAAGAUGAGCCAUUGAUCCACGUGAUUGCACGAAACAUAGCUGUGGCCUUGAAUACCAGUAAACCCAUCGUGUUAGGCCUGGCCUUGAGAGACACCAGCAGGGAGACAACAAAAACCAUCGAGAACAUCAUCUUGGAGAACAAGGUGUGGGGCUAAGUUGAACUGAAAUGGGGCGAUGAUCCACGGAAUUGGUCAGAAGGGUGAUCCAGAGGACGGGUGAGGAGGGUGAUCCAAGGCAUUGGUCAGGAGGGU
Molecule: messenger RNA, 474 nt
Organism: Liolophura sinensis
Lineage: Eukaryota; Metazoa; Mollusca; Polyplacophora; Chitonida; Chitonidae
Product: proteasome assembly chaperone 3-like
Exons: 4
Coding region: 1-378 (125 amino acids)
Biological process (GO): proteasome assembly
Source: RefSeq, a predicted model, not a curated record